Messenger RNA from Phyllostomus discolor (pale spear-nosed bat), 12535 nucleotides. RefSeq names its product zinc finger DBF-type containing 2 (gene ZDBF2). The record is from RefSeq and is a predicted model, not a curated record. Gene Ontology annotation, molecular function: nucleic acid binding; zinc ion binding. Gene Ontology annotation, biological process: epigenetic programming of gene expression; genomic imprinting. The transcript has 6 exons. Bases 537 to 7847 code for a protein of 2436 amino acids. Lineage: Eukaryota; Metazoa; Chordata; Mammalia; Chiroptera; Phyllostomidae.
GCGGUCUCGCGGCUCCUGCGUCAGAAGGGGCCUUGUUUUCGCACCUUCCCUGACGUCAAACCUCAAACGGGGCUGCAACGCGGCGUUGCCCCUGGAGGACUACGUGGGCUGAGUCGUGACUGGGGGCCCGGGUCCGCGAAGUGACGCUCUCACUUCGCUUCUCCUCUCGCACAGGCGGCAGAGGCUGGUGGCUCUCGCAUCGGGCUCCGCGGGCAGCAGUCAGCAGGCGCAGGCGGCCGCGGCGCUCUGGACGGCUCGGGGGUCUGGGCACCGCCAUGGAACCGGAAUAGGAAGGGAGCGAGCCCACCGGUCUUCGGCCUCUACCGAGGCCCGGAAGGAAUCAGGGCGGCCUCCACGGAGAUGUUUGCCAGGACUAAUAUAGCUGAUGAAGUACCUGCCCUUUUCUGCUAAGAGGCUGGUUUUAGUUGAUUCAUUUUCCUCCUAAGUGUGGGAAGUCAAAGAGUCAAAGUUUUUCAUAAUAAAAAGUAAUAGUUUGAGUAUUCAACGACAAUACCUUUUGACUUUGGUUAUUCAACAUGCAGAACAGACAAGGAUAUUGCAGCUAUUGCUGUGUGCGUUACAAUAAUCUGGAGCAGCAUAUGGCUAGUCCUCAGCACAGAUACCUGACUGCACAGAACAGACAACGGAUGGGCUCCAGUAGUUUGAUGGAACGUUUCUUGCAGGACGUACUGCGGCACCACCCGUAUCAUUAUCAAGAAAGCAGAUCAAGACAAAAUGAGAGACUUCUUAGGAAUAAUGCAUCAUCUUCUGAAGCGGCUCCUGUAGAUGAUUCUGUUUCUGAAGAAAUGGCUGAUGAUGCUACUGGAGCCAGAGGAGAGAUAGCUACCAAAAGUUUCGAACCUAUUGGAGAGUUGUAUUCUAGACCUAGUAAAUCUCAGGAAUGUACACAGGGUGUUUCAACUCGACCAUCAGUUAUUCAAAAAUUGGAGAAGGGGCAGCAGCAGCCCUUGGAGUUUGUUUAUAAAAUUGGGAGUGGCCUGAAAGAAUUAAGUCCAGUAGGUGUUGGUCAAACUACAAAUAAUGGACAAAACUUAAUACAUCCCUCAGUGAUUUCUACUGCUCCUGCUAGUCGUUUACCUGAAAGUUCUUAUGAUCGACCACGUACAACUAAUACUACUAGGUUACCACUAGCAGCCCAUUUGGAUUCAGUUAGCAGAUGUGACCCAAACAAAGUUGACAGGUCCAUUGACCAGCAAGACAGGGGCUCUAGAAAUCCCGUGCUCUCAGCCCGUCUAGAAACUUCUUCAGUUUUGUAUCAGAAACCUAAAGAAUCAAAUAGGAAAUCUGUAUGUAUAAAUUCAGAUAAAUUGAUUUUGCAGGGAGAUGUAAAAUCUCGGGGUAAAACUUUGUCAACUGGCUUUAAAUCUCAUGCUUUUAUGGGUACUGAGGGCUCCUUAAAAUGUGAAUCUUUUUCCAAAUUAGCAGCAAAGCCAGCAAUCAACCCGAAUAAAACUGAUAGGCCUCCUAAUAAAAGAAUCUUUGAAUAUGCCAUGCCAAAGCACCAUGAGAAAUUGUUUUCUAAUAUGAAUCGUACCCAAGAAGAAAAGCAUGUGGUUUUAAAUAAGUCAGUCUUUUUGAGACAGAGGAGCUCAGCCAGCUCCAAAAUGGAAUAUGCUUGUGGCUCUCCUCAGUCAGCAUCUGAUCACCCUGAAGAGGCUGCACAGGACCUUUGGAGCGCGGAGAGAGUUGACCAAGAAGAUAAGGCUUAUGAAUCAAGAGGUUCUGAAAUGAGUUUUGAUUGCAGUUCCUCUUUUAAUUUACUUACUGACCAAUCUAAAGUGACUGCUAAAGACAUAAACCCUUCAAAGGAAGCACAUGCUGGUUUGCAGCAUAAGAGUAACACAUCUUGUGUUUCUGAAAUAAGUUCUGAUCAUGAUGGCCCUCUUCAGUUGGCCACCAACCGAACUCAUGUAAUUGUUAAAGGUAGUAGUGUUCAGAAGGCAGUGCCUAUUCGCCUGGUUGAUGAAAGCUAUGAUUCUAGUGAUUCUGAGAUGAAUUUUGAUUGUGAUACCUCACCUCAGUCAACUGAUGACUACCCACAACAGCCUGCAAAAGUAGACCUUCCUAAGGAGGCACAUGUUGACUUGGUGGAUAAGAACUAUGGUUCUAGUAGCUCUGAAGUAAGUGCUGAUUCUGUUUUACCACUUCAGUCAGUGACUGACCAACUCCCAGUGGCUGUCACUGAAACAGAGCUUCAGAAGGUUCCCAUUGGCUUGGUUGAUGUGAACUAUGGAUCAAGCUGUUCUGAAACAAGUUUUGAUUGUGACGUUUCUCUUCAGUCAGUAAUUGUCCAUCCCCAGAUGGCUAAUAAAGAAAGAAAUCUAAAGGAUAGGCAUGUCUACCUGAAAGAUAACCACAAAUCUAGUAGUGUUAAAGCACAUCUUGAUUGUGGUAUCUCUUUUGAGACAGUGACUGACGAACCUCAGAGGGCUGUUGAAGAAAAAUAUCUUCCAAAAGAGAAGAAUGACCUUGUGGAUAACAACUGUGAAUAUUAUGGUCCUGAAAUGAGUUUUCACACUGAUGGUCAGUUAGUGGAUGACCAACCCCAAGUAGCAGUUCAGGAAGUAAAUCCUCAAGAAGUAGUUAUUGACCCACAGAGUAAGAGUGCUAAAUCUAGCGUUUCUGAUCUAAGUUUUAAUUCUCAUGCUUCUCUUUAUCAGUCAGCUAAUGAACAACCUCAUGGAGCUCUGGGUGAAAUAAAUCCAAAAGAGUUAAAUGUCGACAUGGAAGUUAAGAGCUAUGGGUGCUCCAGUUCUGAACUGACUUUUGAGUCUGACCCCCCUCCUCUGUCAGUUACCGAGCAAUCUGAGCUGGAUGUUGAAGAAAUAAGAAAAAGGCACAUUAACUUGGAAGGUGAGAGCUCUGGGUCAAAUAGUUCUGAAAUAACUUUUGAUUCUGAUAUUCCUCCAUGUUCAAUAGCUGACCAUUCUCAAGUAGCUGAGGAGGAACGUAUUGAUCAGGAAUAUAAAAAUAAUGAAUCUUGUGUUUCUGAAACAACUUUUGAUUCUGAUAUACCUCUUCCUUCAGGGACUGAUCAACCUGAAGUAGCUGUUAAAGAAAUGAUCAUUCAGAAAGAAGACUGUGCACACUUAGGAAGGAAGAAUGAUGAAACCAAUGGUUCUGAAAUAAGUUUGGAUUCUUAUGUCGCUCCUCUUUCAGUGACAAAUUCUCCUGGAGUACUUGUUAAAAGGCUUAAUCUUCAAAAAGAAGAAAAGGAACACUUUGAAAGUAAGGAAAAUGAACCUAGUGGUUCUGAAUUAAGUCUGAAUUAUGAUAGUUUUCAUUCAAUAAUUGGACAUUCUGAAGAUCCCAUUAGAGAAGUAAGCCUUCAGAAAGAAGAGCAUGCACAGUUAGAAAACAAGAAUAAUGGACCUGAUGUUCCUGAAAUCACUUUGAAAUCUUAUAUUUCUCAUUUAGUGACUGAUCAUCCUGACAGAGCUGUGAAAGAAGUAAACCAUCAGAAAGAAGAACAUGUAAAGUUACAAGAUAAAGGCAAUGAAUUAAGUGUUUCUGAAACAAGUUUGGAUUUCGGUAUCCCUCUUCAGUCAGUGAUUCAGAGAACUGAUGUAGUUCUUAAAGAAAUAUGGCUUCAGAAAGAAAAGCAUGCUCAAUUCGAAGGUAAAAGCACUGAAUUUAGUGGUUCUGAAAUAAAUUUAGAUUGUGAUGUUUCUCGUUAUUCAGUGACUGAACCUCAAAUAGUUGUUAAAGAAGUAAAUGUUCAGAAUGAAGAAUAUGUUUUAGAAAACAAGAGUGAUAAAUAUAGUGGUUCUGAAGUAAUUUUGGGUUCUGAUACCUUUCCUCAGUCGAUGUCUGAAAAACCUCAAAUAGCUGUUUUGAAGGAGGACCAUGUUGACCCAGAAGAAGAAAGUACUGAAUCUAGAGGUUUUGAAAUAAAUUUGGAUAUUGGUCCCCCUCGUCAUUCAGUCAUUGAGCAAUCUCAGCUAGUCCCAUUGAAGGAAAAACGUGUUGAUCUGGAAGACACAAGCAGUGAAUCUAGUAAUUGUAAAGUUAAUUUUGAUUCUGACAAUCCUCUUCAGCCAUUGACUGAACAGUUUCAGGAAGUGAUUAAAAAAACAAACCUGUGGAAGGUAGAGGAUAUUGGCCUAGAAAAUAAAGUUGAUAAACCUAGUGGUUCUAAAUUAAUACAGGAUUCUGAUGUUUCUCCUCAAUCUGUGCCUGAUCAACCUGAAGCAUCUGUUAAACAAAUAAACCUUGAGAAUGAAGGUCAUGUGUACAUGGAAGACAAUAACAGCCAAUAUAGCAGUUCUGAAAUGAGUUUGGAUUCUGAUUUCUUGGCUCAGUCAACAGUUGAUCAACCUCAAAUAACUAUUAUGGAGAAGGAGCGUAUUGAGCUAGAAGAUAAGCACAAUAAAUCUUGUGGUUCUGAAAUCAGUUUUGACUCUGAUGACCCUCUUCAGUCAGUGGCUGACCAACUUAGAGAAACUGUUAAAAAAAUAAGCCUUUGGAAGGAUGAAGUUGACGUGGAAGAGAAGAGGGAUAAAUCUAAGAGUUAUGAAGUUAUGUAUGAUUCUAAUGUCCUUUUUCAGUCAGUGGCCGGCCAAAAUGAGGAAAUUGUUAAGGAGAUCAACCUUUGGAAGAAACCUGUGGACUUGGAAGGUAAGAUUGUCGAACCUAGUGCUCCUAAAAUAAGUUUUGACUCUGAUGAACCUUUUCAUUCUGCGGCUAAUGAAAUUCAAGAAGCUACCACAGAAAUAAAUCUUCUGAGGGAGGGACAUGUUUGUCUGCAUGAUAAGGUCUAUGAACCCAAUGAUUCUGAAGUAAUUUAUGUUACAAAUGUCCCUCUUCAGUCAGCAAUCGAAGAACCACACAUUUUGCAAGAGGAACAUGCCGAUUUGGAAGAUAAGAGCAAUGAUCUUUGUGGUCCUGAGAUAACUUUUGCCUCUGAUGAUCCCCGUCAGUCUGUGACUGACCACCUGGAAAAAGCUGUUAAAGUGAAUCUUUGGAAGGAAGACUGUAUUUACCUAGGAGACAAGAGCUAUAAACUAGGUGAUUUUGAAGUACGUUGUGAUUCUGAUGCUCCUGUUCAGUUAGUGGUUGAUCAAUCUCCUGUGGCUGUUAAACAAAUAAACUUGCAAAAGAAGGAUCAUAAUGACCUAGAAAAUAAAAACUGUGAACCCAGUGUUUCUGAAAUAAAAUGUGAUUCUGGUAUUCAUUUUCAGUUGGAUGUUGACCAACCUCAAGUGGUUUGCAAAGAAAUGAACCUUCAGAGGGUAGCACAUCUUGGCAUGGAAGAAAAGACUAGUGAUUCUGAAGUAAUGUCUGAUUCUGAUGUCCCUCUUCAAAUAGUAGUAAAUGAAUUUCAAGUGUCAGUCAAAGAAGCAAAUCUGCAAAAGAUGCUGCUUGUUGACCUGGUGACUGGUGAUAGUGAUUGUGAAAUGGUUUCUGAUUCUGAUAUUCCGUGUCAGCCAGUGAUUGACUCACCCCAAGUGACUGUUGAAGGAAUUGACUGUAUAAAUGCAAAAAGUUUUGAGUUAGAGGGUGAGUGCUGUGACUGUUGUGAUACUGAACUAGGAUAUGUUUGUGAAGGCUCUCCUCAAUCAGUGUCAGAUCAAUCCAGAAAGACUUUCAAAGUAGUAAACCAGAAAAAAGACUAUAUUAUUCUGGAAGAGUCAGGCUGUGAGUCUUAUGGUGCUGGCAUAAAUUUUCAAAUCGAUCCCUCUCAUCAGUCCAUGACUUACCAGUCACCAGGGUCUGAUAAGAAAAUGGCAAAAUAUAUUGAGCCAGAAGAGAAGAGGUGUAAAUCUAAGAGUCCUAAAAGAAAUAAACGGGAAGGAAGUUCUCAGCCAGUGACUCGUCAACUGCAGAAAGCUGACAGUGAAGACAACUUUUGGAAAGAUCCAGAAAGUACUAGUCUAAAAGAAAAGAGCCGUGAAUGUAGUGUUUCUGCCGUAGAAUGUAAUGCUUCUGUGUCAGGGAGCCUUCAAAUGGCUGAAGAAGAUAACCUUUUGAAGUUAAAACCUAGAGAUCUAGGAAAUGUAGACCCUGAACCUUGUGGUUCUGGAGUGAAUUUUCAACGAGAUCCCUCUCUUCAGUCUGGUACUGACCAUCCUCAAGAAGCUGUUAAUAAACCAGACCUGUUUAAGAAGACAUCUUUUGACAAGAAAGAAAUGAAACGUGAUUCCCAUUCAAGCUCUGCUCCAAAGGUUGAGUCUGUAAGGAAGCAGAAAAAAGCAAAGGGGGUUGUAGAGGAGAACACCGAUGAACCAGUUCUUGAAGCCUUGCCUCAUGUCCCUCCUUCAUUUGUGGGGAAAACGUGGUCUCAGAUAAUGAGAGAAGAUGACAUGAAAAUUAAUGCUCUCGUGAAGGAAUUUAAGGAAGGUCGUUUCCACUGUUACUUUGAUGAUGACUCUGAGACCAGGAAAGUAAAAAAAAAAAAUUUGAAUGAAGAAAAAAUGAUUACCUCGGCUGACCUUAAUGACACUGCAUUUAUUCAAGUUCUAUUAGACUGUGAUUACAAUAUUGAUGACUUUUCAGUAGCCUUAGAUAAACCUAGCCAUCAUCCUACAGAAAAGAGGCCUUAUGAACAAACAUGGCGAGUGGCUUCUAGAUGCCAGGCUGUAAAAGUCAGCCAUGGAACUCAAACCAAUCUCAUGAGUUACCUAGUGACAAAAGGAAUAAGUGGACAAGAAGAAGACUCGCCAACACUGAAGCGUUUACUUUUACACAAUGACAGAAAACCAAAAAAGAAAAUCGAAAUCGGAACAGUCGAGUUUCUUGAAUCAUACACUAACAUUUUGAAGCCUUUGCACCCCAAUGCCUUAGUCUAUGUUCUUUCUUCAAAUAUUAAGCUGAAGGAAGGUGAAUCCUUCAACUUCUCUAAAAUAAGGCGCCGUAGUGACAAAAACAAUCAGGAUAUUAGCAUACAGUAUAAGUAUAAACCCAGUUCCUUUAAUUAUUAUGACCCAUUGAAUAAACAAAUUGUAAUUAAUCCUCCUCUGAACAUAGAAGUACCAGAGUCAGACAGGAAUAACUGGGUUCAAAUUCAUUUUAGUGACCUGAACCCCAGUGUAGGAGAUGACGAUGCUCAUGUACAAAGCUCUACUUUAGCACCUUUUAUGACAUUGUCAGUAAGACAUGAAUUAAUGUCACACCAGGGGGCCAGUGGGUCUUCUGUAUUUCUGGCAAAAUCAGAUAUCUUGAAUUCUAGUGAAGUUCCGAAGAAAAGUAAUUUCCAGUUAACUCUCUUAAAUGGUGAUGCUGCCAAAGUCUCGCCAAAAUCAGUGAGAAAUGAGUCUUUAGAAGGUAAAAAGAAAGGUCAGAGAAGGAAGGUGACAAGUAGUAAGACAGGUUUACUCAAAAAAAUUUACAGACCAGUACUUCUCCAGCAAAAAAACAGAGUCACAUCAGAGAAACAGUCAAUUUGGAUUCAGACCAAACUAAGUGAUAUAAUUAGAAAGUAUAUUUCAAAAUACUCUGUUUUUUUGCGUCGCAAAUAUCAGUCCAGGAGGGCUUUUAUCAGAAUGCAUCUUAAGAAGAAAAAACCUGUUGUCAGUAGGUUAAAGAAGGCAAAGAGACCAGCCAAACUGCUUUCAAACUCAGCACCGUCAGCUGGUGCUGAAGAGCAGUUCAGAGCUAUAAAGAGCCCUUCCCCCAAGCAACCUGUGCGGGGUUAUUCCCGCAGUGCAGGCACUAAGAGGAGGGGCCAUAAAAAACGCCCCAGAAAAAAACAAAGAAAGCGUCCUAAACCUGUUAAAAUAUAUGAUUUGAGAAGUUUAUAUUCUCAGGUACCGUAUUCUGAUAGAAUGAUGACCCGACUAUUACACAAAUUGUUGCUCAGUAAAGCAAAGCAGAAGUAUUUGUAUUAAAGCUAGUUGAGGAUUCAGAACUUCAGCUGAAAUAUAUUUGGUACUUAGUACACAUAGCUCUCCCAACUUUGAAAAAAAAAUCAAUCUUAAACUAUUUUGCUACAGACAUCAUUUUUCAUUAUACUAUAAUGAAAACUUUUUUAUUAUUUUAAGGUUAGUGUUUAAGGUCUUUUUUAAAAAAAAUUCUUAAGACCCUUUGUUUGCUAUAGAAGAGCUUCAUCUUAAUUUGUCACAUGAUUUAGCACAGUAUAAUUUUCUUCCCCAAAAUCAAGUUCCUCUUACUUAUCUUUUAUGAUUGUACCUCAUGUCAGUAGGUUAUAAUAUUGCAAGAAUUAAAAUGGCAAACACUUAGUGCUAUCUUAUUUUUACUUUUUAAAAAUUGUAACAAUGACUAUAUACUUACAUUCAGUGUGUUUCAGGGUGGCAUUGUCAAUACCACAGCCUGACUGGAUAAUUAAAAAGAAGAAACUAUAACAAAUUGUCUCAGCUUUUCGGUGGAGUUGACAAAUGAGAUAGAAUUUCUUUUAAAAGCAUUCCAGAGAAUGAGAUUCCAUAAUCUUUAAUCCAGAUUUUAAAAACUGCCUGGUAAUUUUAUAUACAUAGCACAAACUCCUCCUGCUUUAUUUAAAAUGGAUCUGCAAGUCUCUAACUUUCCACAUUCGGAUACAUGCACAUAUAUGAUCUCUGUAAUAUACAACCUCUGCUUUCCUUUAGCAUUACUGUAUGGGGAAAAUGAUCUUGCCAGUGUCAAUAUGCUUUCCCACCACCUGUACCUGAAGGGCUUGGUGGUUUCAUAUGAAAGUACAGAUGAUUUUAUGGCCUUACCUUUUAAAAUAUUUUAGACAUUGCCAUGUUAUUUUAUAAUAGCUCAAACUAAAAUUAUUGGUUUGGCAAUUUGGGAAGACCAUUAAUUGUUAUUAAAAAUUACUUAUAAUCUUGAUAUCUAAGAAGAUCUAAUAAAAUUGACAACCCAAGUGGAGGCCCAAUCGGCAAGUGAGAAACUCUAUUUGUACAUUAGUUUGGCUUUCCUUAAAGUUGCUAACUAUUUUAAUAAUUCAAAUAAAAGAUGUUAAGAUACACAGUUUAGGUCUAAGAUCCUCAGAGUAUAUUUAGAUCCUUUAUUCAGGGACACUGGUUGGGCUAGUACAGAUGUGUCCAAUUAUCCUUAAAACAAGGAUUCUGGAUCCUUUUUUAUCAUUAAUGUUAAAGGAAAACAAGAAUUUCAUCUAUAUUGUAUAAACCAUAUUUGAUUGAAGCUAUAUCAGUGUACCAUGAUUUCAGAGAUAUAAAUGUGUUAUCUUAGAAUUAAAUAUAGUGUUGUAACAGUUGAUUUCUAAAUGUAGUUUUAUUUCAGGGGCCAUUACUUAACCUGCGAGUGUGAUAUGAUGAUAUGUUUUAAUUUCUUCUAAAUUUAAAACAGUAAUUAUAUUGUAAAAUGGACAAAUGUUUGUAUUUCUAGUUAUAAAGCAACUUUAACCUUGCCUCAUAUACAAAUAUUUUAAUUUCCACUUUUAAAAUAUCACUGUGUGUCACUAGUUUAAAAUAAUUCUCCAAUUUUAAUUUAGGAAGGAUACUGUCCUACUGAUUAGGAAGUAAAUGAAGAGUUAACAUACAAAAAUACUGUACUUGUGGGUAUUGGUGUCUUUUUUCCUAUGAAGUAGACAUAUAAUUAUGGCAAGUAUGAUUAAUGGUCAUUCUGCACACUUCCAGUGUAAGUUUUAGAGCGAGACAUCACGUGGAAGUGGUAUACUGUGCAGUUAUGGUGUGUCGUAUCUAUUGUGAUGACACCGUGCAAAGAGGACAGUUCUUACAAUUCAAAUGAUCAAACACCUAAGAAAAUUUACUAGCUUCUUCACAUUGGAAACUCUUUUAAGUUCCAUUUCUUUAGAGGAGAAGGUUUAUAUUAAAAAGUUUAUAUUACUAAAAUAUUAAAGUAUACGGUCCUAAUGCUUUAAAAAACAUUUUGGAAAUGUUUACCUAAGUUCCUGUAAUCAUUAUUAUUUUAGAAAACCUUGAAAACAUGAGUUUGUAAGAAUUAUAAGUUUGGUUAAAUUGUAAAUGAAUUACUUUCAGAAUUUGGUAGGUUACAUGAUGCGCCCCUUUGUCAAAUUACUCUUUGGCUUAAUUUGCAGAUUAGAUAAAACAGUUGGAUGUUUUUUGUGUGUGCGUAUUCAAGAGUGCAUUAAGUUCUUUUAAUAGUGAAAAUUGAAUUACAGCCACAAUGAAUAUUUUAUUAAUCUUGUACUUGUUCAGUAUCUUGCAUAGAUUUUUAUUAUAAGUGUUCCAAGUUAAACAGUAUGUGUGUGGACAAUAUUGUGUAAAGUGUGUUUGCGUUAGUGCAUCUAAAUUAUUUGUGUAAGUAGGGCUUUGAGUGACACUUUUUGGUAAAGAGAAACUAUAUUUAAAUAUUCAAACAAUUAUAUAUUUCCAUGUAAAAUUAACGUGAAGACUAAUGUAUUUUUUAUAAUACAAUUUAAAGAGUAAAUUUGUUUUCGAAGUUAUCAAGAUGAAAUUUAUCAAAUAUUGAAAUUUGUCUCUACUUUCUCAUGUUAGGACUUUUUCUGAGACUUCUUAAGGAAUUAGGGAAUGAUCAAAACAGAAGUUCAUUUUGUAAAUGGUCUUAGAGGUAAUAGAGACUGUAAACGUUGAUGCUGGUGAGACAAUACUGUUUAACCAAAGAUAUACAGGUCAUGUUCAAUGGAGUAGUUGUUUCAAAAGAUUAAAAUUCAGCAAGUAUUUUAUUAGUCUGGUGGAGUGAUGGGUCAGCAACUCUUCACUUUGUGUACCUGCAUUUAAAGAGUCGGUGAACAGGACUGAGUUCAGGAGGCAGUAUCUCUACCUGCGGGGAAGAGAACUUCCAUUCCUCCGACACCAGAGCGUACGUCGUCAAGGGCAAGAAAACACCGAAGAGUAUAUGUGUGUCCAUGAGGUAGGUGCCUUUGGCCUCUGUGUAGUGACUUCUGGGGUUUUUUGGUCCAGGAUUAUAUUAAGAUGAACAACAGCCUACUCUAUAAUAAAAAAUUAAUAGAAUAAAAGGAUAACAUGGAAGUCCAUUCUCCGUAAAGGACUUUUAUAUAUAGAAAAAAUAUGGAAAAUACUGAAAAAAUCAUGUAAUUAAGGAAUUACACAUCAAAAUGUCAACUUUUGAAGAUGAGAGGCUGAGGAAGAAUCUUAACAUUUCCUUAUACUUAGGCCCUAAAUAUUAGGGAAAUAAUACAUCUAGUAUAUGUAUUAUUUGUUUUUAUCAUUUAUGAGUAUAUUUUAAAAAUCCUCCCAGUGUAUUUUGAGCUAUUUACCUUGAUUAAGGGAUAGGUCUAGGUUGAACUGUAGUUUGUUGCUGAAUCUUUAAGUAUAGAUUUACUUUUUCCUUAUGUUUAUAACUUAUUACAUGUGUGUUGCAUUUUUACAUGCAUUUUAUUUUCUACAUUUUUAAGAUGGGCAUGUGUGUGUACUUCUUAAGCACUACUUGCCAGGCAUUGUUUUAAGCUUUUAACCUGAAUUACAGUAUUUCCUUUGAUCUUCAGAAAGCCUUUAUGAGUUAGGUACUGUACUUAUCACUAAAUAGCAAAUAAGACAGUCGAGGCAUGGAGCCUCAAAUUUGAGAUUACAAAUGAGUUGUUGUGUGCUAUAAUCAAAUUGGGGUCACAGUGAAUCCUCAUUCCCAACCACAUCUGCAGUCGCGCCCACCAGUUACUUUCUGUCUGUCUUCACAGUUUGGCUUUUUCUGGACACUUCAUGUAAAUGGCACCAUGCAAUACGUGGUCUUCUGUGUCUGGCAUCUUUCACUUGCCACAGUGUUUUCGAGGGUCUUUCGUGUUGUAGCAUGCGUCAGAAUUUUUUCUUAUUUGUUGAAUAGUAUUUAUAAUUAUUAAUAAAGCUGGUGACGGAAUGUGGUUUUUAUGAUAACAGAUAAUGAUAGAAGCUAAUGAUAGGCUUGAGGCUGUUUGUUUAUACCUCUCAUACCUGUUUUCCUUGAUUACUACCCCAAUUCCAAGACCAACCGCUCUUUGCCUUUUGAGUGCUUUAAUACUUGAACGCUUUACGCUUUCUUCCUUUGACCCUUUUCCCCUUUACUGCUCAUCUUGAUGUUCUUUUUCACUGUGCUUUGUGAAUUCUCAUAUUCAGUAUCAGCACAUUACUGUGUGUUCUUAAGUCCUUCACAACGGAUUGCUUGCAGGUGACCAAACGGAGAGUCAUGUCCAAGUUGCCCGUUAUCCUAUGUGUGGUCUGUGUGUGCUAUAGAGCCAGGAAGUAUUGAUGGUAGUUGUCAUGGUGGACAUGUUUUCUUCAAAUUACUCUCCUGCAUUACCACCAUCACAUCAGAAUCAUCGAUAUGAUAUAAUUAAUGUUGAUGUGAUAUAACUCUCUAUUCCAUAUGCCGUGCUCAGAUUUUGUAGGUUAUCCCACCAUGUCCUCUCUAGGCCCAGGAUUCGGUCCAGUCGCACACACUGUUACGACUUUAGUAUCUUUCAGUGUGGAGCAGUUCCUCAGCCUUUCUUUGUAUUUAAUACCUUGACAAUUUGAAGUGUACAAACCAGUUUCUUUGUGAAAUGUUCCUCAAUAUGAGUUUGUCUGAUGUUUCUUUAUAAUCAAUGCUUUUUGUGGGGGGGGGCAGUAAUUUUGUGAACUUCUCAGUGUAUCAUAACAGCAGCCAUGUGAUGUCUGUUUGAAUAAAAGUGGUGAUUAAA